UCUUUGUGCAGGACGCAAGCCGUAUUCAUGCAAAUUGGUACAUGGGCUACCUCUUACUUCACGAUCGCUAUCGCACUUCACACGUGCAACUCUCUCAUUUUUGGCGUUGCGAGAACACGCUGGCUCAGUCGCGUUGUUAUCAGUCUGGGAUGGGCCAUCUCUAUCGUGGCAGGUAUAGCACCUUUUAGCAACGAUGCCAUAUAUGGACCAGCAGGAGCUAUCUGUGGUGUCACCCAUGGUUUCAGCCAGUAUACAUUUGUUCUCGAGGCUCUCCCGCUAAUUCUGGGCGAUGUCGCCUCCGGUGUAUUGUACUCCACAAUUUUCCUCGUUCACCGUGGAAAUCUUCGUGUCAAGGGCGGGCUCAGGUUUUUCAAGACGAGCUCCUCGCGCCGUAGUGCACUCGAGGAUAUUGAGGAAUACCAGAGCUUCAUUGGGGCUGUUGCAAGUACUUUGUUGUGGUACCCGAUAGCGUACGCCGCGUUGUUAUUGCCUCACCUUGCCAUCGCCAUCCGUUCAAUGACCAGCACUGUUCCUUUCAACGUGGCUGUGUUUGCCCACAUCUGCUGUUUCCUGCUUGGCAAGUUCUUAUCCUUGUCGGGUCUCGCCAAUGUGGCUCUUUUGUGCAACACUUUCAGAGAGCUCAGUCCAUUCAUUCAGGCGCCU
Molecule: messenger RNA, 663 nt
Organism: Coniophora puteana RWD-64-598 SS2
Lineage: Eukaryota; Fungi; Basidiomycota; Agaricomycetes; Boletales; Coniophoraceae
Exons: 5
Biological process (GO): adenylate cyclase-activating G protein-coupled receptor signaling pathway
Cellular component (GO): plasma membrane
Molecular function (GO): G protein-coupled receptor activity
Source: RefSeq, a predicted model, not a curated record